Daphnia carinata is the source of this 1244-nucleotide messenger RNA. RefSeq names its product poly(3-hydroxybutyrate) depolymerase-like. The record is from RefSeq and is a predicted model, not a curated record. The coding region runs from base 38 to 1084 and encodes 348 amino acids. Gene Ontology annotation, molecular function: hydrolase activity. The transcript is spliced from 8 exons. NCBI's taxonomy places the organism in Eukaryota, Metazoa, Arthropoda, Branchiopoda, Diplostraca, Daphniidae. Gene Ontology annotation, cellular component: extracellular region.
AAAGAGACUCACACACACACUCACGAGGGGGAAAAAAAUGUCGCGACGCCACGUUUUGUCUUUGACGGCUGCUGCAAGACUGAUGAGUCUUGUGAUGGCCCUGCUCCCAGCUAUUUUGGCUGCUCCGCCGUCCUUGACUGCCAGCCCCUUAGGUACUUAUAAUAUUCAAUCGGGAUCGAUCACGACAUCGGGAAUCAGUUCGGGAGCUGUCAUGGCCACCCAAUUUCAUGUGGUCCACUCGUCGAGUAUCAACGGUGUCGGCAUUUUCGCGGGAGUACCUUACGGAUGUGCUCUCGGUUUGGUGGCUGAAUCGCUCAACUGCAUGCUCUACCCGAACCUGGUUGUCAUGGCCAAUCUGUACGCCCGCGUGUCCACCUACGAUUUAUACGCCAACAUCGACUCUGUUAAUGGAUUGGUCAACGAUCGUGUUUUCAUAUUCCACGGUACAGAAGAUUCCGUCGUAAAUCCAGGCUCCGCGAAUAAUGUGGAAACUUUCUACAAUCGAUACAACUCGCAGGUUUACAAGAAGACGGACAUCGCUGCCCAGCAUUGCAUGCCAACGGAUAACUAUGGCGGGGCUUGCGAUCAGCUCAACAGUGCCAGUUACAUCAACAACUGUGGCUAUAACGGCGCAUACGAAAUGAGCAACUACCUUUACGGUGGACUAACCAGACCUUAUUCAGGAAACGAGGCUAUUUUGUCCAAUUUGAUCGAGUUUGAUCAAUCGGAGUUUUUUGAAAUCUCAGCGCCAUCAGCGUCCAGUAUGGAUACGAUCGGUUACGUUUACGUGCCGACGCGCUGCGCAAACGGCGCCCAAUGUAAAUUGCACGUUGCUUUCCACGGAUGUCAGCAGGGCAGGGAAGAAAUAGGCAACGUCUAUGCUCUUCACGGUGGAUACCUGGAAGUGGCCGAAUUAAAUGAUAUUAUUGUUCUAUUCCCGCAAGCCAUCAAGACGCCGCUGUCCAAUCCGCAAGGAUGUUGGGAUUGGUGGGGAUACAACAACUACCUUUACGAUACUCGUAAUGGAAACCAGAUUCUGGCCGUCAAACGGAUGGUUGACAAAAUGACAGGAUUUUUCAUUUGAGAUAAACGUUUUGCGUGAUAACGCGAAAUCGUCAAGAAUGAUGUCACACUUGGACGGCCCAAAAUAAGCGUAUAUAACGUGUGUACCAUAAAACUGUAUUUCGUGUGUAUAGAAACGAGCAGUCUCAAUUUUAUCUUGAAUGAAAAUUCUUAUCGCAACA